This is a messenger RNA of Cylindrotheca closterium, 858 nucleotides long. The record is from the annotation of a GenBank genome assembly. Lineage: Eukaryota; Bacillariophyta; Bacillariophyceae; Bacillariales; Bacillariaceae.
AUGAAGACUUCUUGCUCCAAUCUUGUCUUGCUAUCCUUCGUGGUGCACUCGGCCACCGCCUUUCUUGCACCUGCAUCCCAAUCAUCUAUGGUCCAAACAAGCCAGCAAUCAUCAUCUUUCACUAGUGUGCACAUGAAGAGUCCUUUUGGAAACUUGAAAUUUCCCUUUGGCGAAGAUGAAGAGGCCAAGAAAGCUGCGGAAGAGGCCGCUGCCAAGGCUGCCGCUGAAGCCGCUGCCGAAGAAGCUCGCCAGGCCCGAUUGGCAGCUCUCCCCAAGGUGCCAUCGGUGGACGAAUUGCUUUCCAAGGUUCCUGCUGUUGACUUUGAUAUUUCCGACUUUGAUAUCGACAGUGUUGUCGAGAACUUGACUCCCUCCAACGGAGCAUCCUUUGGAGAACGUGGCGAAGCCUACUUUGCUGCCCAAGCUGCCUUGGUUCUUUGCAUUUUUAUUGGAACUGUCCCUUUCGUGGGAGAGAGCUUGAACUUUGUCUUUGGGCCCAUUACCGCAUUGGGCGGUCUUGCUUUGGCGGCACUUUCUGUAGUCGAUUUGGGUAGCGACAGUUUGUCGCCCUUUCCUGCUGCUACCGAAAGUAGCACUCUGAAAAAUACUGGGAUUUACGCGGAGAUGCGUCAUCCCAUGUAUUCCGGUUUGAUGAUGACAAUGCUGGGUUUGUCCAUUGCUACUGAUUCAGCAUCUCGCCUUCUUUUGACUAUUGUCUUGGGAGUCCUGUUGGAAGUCAAGAGUGAAAAGGAAGAGGCAUUUUUACUCGAAACUUUCCCUGACGAGUACCCAGCAUACAAGGAACAAGUUACCAACAAGUUCUUCCCAACCACCAUCACGAAUGAAUUGGGUUUGUAA